This is a messenger RNA of Verruconis gallopava, 1209 nucleotides long. RefSeq lists its product as uncharacterized. NCBI's taxonomy places the organism in Eukaryota, Fungi, Ascomycota, Dothideomycetes, Venturiales, Sympoventuriaceae. The coding region runs from base 1 to 1209 and encodes 402 amino acids. Gene Ontology annotation, molecular function: nucleic acid binding; zinc ion binding. The transcript has a single exon. The record is from RefSeq and is a predicted model, not a curated record.
AUGGUGAAGCGCACAUUAGAUGUUGCUUUCUUAGAUCCUCUAUUGCCGCUAGCCGUCAGACCUACGAUAUACGUAUCGAUGGAGUGGCCGACCGGCGGGCAAGCACGCAAGGACUCCAAGUUUCUGUCUACAGUCGAAACCCCAAGGUGUUCUGAGUAUUUCCACGAGCCCAAUCAAGAAAAGUUUGCAGAACUACGGUUAUGCACAGGCAAGUACCACACGGAGCCUCACUAUGUCUGCCGCGACUGUAUCGCCGAGUCCUCAUCGUGGAUAUAUAAGCCAGGGCGGUCAUCGAAGCCGGAUGAAAAAGAACAGAUAGCCAGGAUCAUCCAAAAAGGUAGGGAGAAGAUGCUGUGUUCGUCAUGCACUGCCACUGCGAUUGCGCACCCUGCUCAUGACGGAUCUGGGUGCCGCUGUGAAAGCGAGUGGCUCUGCUUUGAGUGUCGCGAUGUUAUCAGUUGGAAGGGUCAACUUGAGACUUUUGACAUUCACAGCCUUGAACAGAACAUUCGCUGCGGGCUACUAGGAGAAGCCAACGAGGAGGUCCAUCUAUGCCCAGGAUGCGAAGGCUUCUUCACGGUCGUCCAAGACGGCGAGGCUAGCCACGCGCGUGUCUGUCUUGCCUGCAAAAGAAUCGGGUUCGAAAGCACGCAGCCCACCCGCGUCGAUCCUGUCGUCCAGGAAGACGCACCGUACCCGCCCUUGCGAAGCCCGAACUGGAGCGGGUUCCCGCCGCGCCUGCGACGCACAUCCAUCAUCGACGAAAGCGUCGCGCCGUCUGCAAACCCCUCCGCCUUGUUCGAGGUCGAAGACGCGGCAAACGAAGCGCCAGCCUCGCCGGGCGACAUCGCCAUACCCGAGUGGAACUUCCCGCGCUCGCCGCGCGUCAAAGUCGGCCCUCCCACGCCGGGCGCCCUGGCGCCACCGGAACGCGAAGUCCGCAAGCUGCUGCGGUUGUACGCGAGGUACGAUUUUGGAUGGUGUUGGGUCUGCGGCCGGCAAGGUCAUUCGAGUCCAAAUUGUCCGCAAUUACGUGAGGGGAUUUGCACCGAAGGCAGGAUGAUGGCUGAGUAUCUAGUCGCAACAAGGGAGGAGGACCGAAUAUUCGAGCGUGAGUGGAUGCAACGGGAUGAGAAAGAGGAAGAAGCUCAAGUUGUUACGAAUGAGGGUGGAGAGGGAGGUAAACACAGAGCAUUAGAGAUACAGUAG